This is a messenger RNA of Exophiala viscosa, 1002 nucleotides long. Its product is annotated as beta-lactamase-like protein. The record is from RefSeq and is a predicted model, not a curated record. Gene Ontology annotation, biological process: secondary metabolite biosynthetic process. The transcript is spliced from 2 exons. The coding region runs from base 1 to 1002 and encodes 333 amino acids. Lineage: Eukaryota; Fungi; Ascomycota; Eurotiomycetes; Chaetothyriales; Herpotrichiellaceae.
AUGGCUCAGCAUCUCCCCAAACUCGCCGACUGGGAACAAGUUAGCACCAACGUGGUGAGGAUCCUAGGUGGAAAUCCAAGCAAGUUCACCCUCCAAGGCACAAAUACAUACCUGCUGGGCCAGGGCUCCGAGCGACUCCUCAUCGACACAGGCGAGGGCAAGAAACAAUGGACCGACACACUCCGCACCGUCCUCGACGUCCACAAGGCCAAAGUAUCAACAUGCAUAUUAACGCACUGGCACCACGACCACGUCGGCGGAGUCAAAAGUCUCGAAUCCCUUGGACCCAUCAAAGUCUACAAGGCCCAACCCACGCUCAAUCCAGACGGCAUCCUCGAUCCAGACCGCGUACACGAGAUCAGCAACGGCCAACGAUUCAGCACAACCAGCACCGACGGUAAGCCCUUCGAGAUUGAAGCAGUCCACACACCCGGCCACGCCAAAGACCACAUGUGCUUCCUGGUCACGUCGUCUCCGGACCCCAGCGAAGUCGGCUCGCUCUUCACGGCGGAUAACGUCCUCGGCCACGGGACCGCCGUCUUCGAAGAUCUAGCAGCAUACCUCGACAGUCUGCACUUGAUGAAGAGCCGCGCGAAGGGAAAAGCAUACCCAGGCCACGGCGCGGUGAUCGAGGACGCCACGGCAAAGAUAGACGAAUAUAUCGCACACCGGCGAAUGCGCGAAGAAGAAGCGCUCAAUGUGCUGCGGUACGGCACCGUCAAGCCGCCCGGCACGUCAAGCGCCACACACGAUUCAAUCACGAGUUAUGGCGAGAGUGACAGUGAGACCGAAAAGCCCGCUGGGCUAGGCAAAGAAGUCACCGUCGGCAAGGAGUGGGCCAGCAUGGAGAUGGUCAAGGUCAUUUACCGACACUACCCGGAGAGUCUGUACCAACCUGCUGAAUAUGGGGUGUUGAUGGUAUUAGAGAAGCUGAAAAAGGAUGGGAAAGUCGUCAAGACAGAGAGUGGGAAGUGGAGGGUCAGUGAGAAGGCUACGUUGUAG